CAGAAAGGGAAAGAAAAGAGGGAAGAAAGAGACUCAUUGAGCCAAAUUCUUCUCAGCGCUCGUUCUGCUACAUAGACUCUGUCUCUCUUUCUCUUUCUCUCUCUCUCUCUCUCACACACACACACCACACACACACACACACAGAGUUAAAAACACAAAGCAGAAGUGGACAAAGACACACGGUUUCAGGCGCCGCGGUUGGCUAUGGCUCAGGGCUCUGACAGCAAUGACACAAGUUACAAGUCCCCAUCUCCUGGAAGCAGACCGAGCUCCUCAGACGAUGCAAAGAAGGUGAUGCGGCGGGAGAAGAACCGGAUCGCCGCUCAGAAGAGCAGGAUGAGGCAAACUCAGAAAGCUGACAGCCUUCACUUGGAGAGCGAGAACCUGGAGAAGGAGAACGCCGCCCUGAGGAAGGAGGUGAAGCAGCUCACCGAGGAGGCCAAGUACCUGUCGUCCGUGCUGAGCAGCCACGAGCCUCUGUGCACCGGCCUGACUCCUCAGACCCCCGACCUCCUCUACCCUCCCCACCACAGCAGCUACCACCACCAGCACAUCACUGUACCACACUACCAGCACUGACCUGUACGACUACUGAGAAGACGUGCUGUGAACAGAUGACUGACCUCACUGGAGAGAAAGACUGACUGCAGAUGUGUCUGUAAAUGUAAACCAUUGUUCAAGGCCGAUCAAGGAGUAACACGACGGGCCGACAUGUCUGCCAAGCAACGACACCCAGACUGUAACAUGCAGUGUUCAAAACUAUUUAUUUUGCUUCUGCUGCAUCUCUUUGCUAUUACCUGAUCAAUAUCAGUGACCUGUAUGUACGGCUCGAUGAGUACAAUUAUCAACCAGUCUAUGUUUACAUUGGGAGAACAAAAAAACAAAAAACAAAAAAACAACUACUGUAUGUUCAGGUGACUCAGAUGAUACAGUAUUUUUGUAAAUUGCUUAUUUUGAGUGUCACGUGGAGCACCUCUGUCAUCCAUCCAUGUUUGAGUUUCUCGUGUUUUUCGGUGUGUUUUGUUGUGUUUCAGUGUGUAAAUGUGGAUCGAUAAUGCUCAGGAGCUUCUGACAGAUUUGAUUGUGGACAAACAAGAAUGUAAAGUCGAGAUCCUCAAAAAGGGCCUCGGCGUACCAAAAAAGACACGGCUGGCAGUGAAGAGUGGGCAUUCAAAGGGGUCUUGACUUGACUUGUGUACUGGUGAUAAUGCUGGUGUGUGAGAAGACCCAGCAAAGAUAUUUAUUAAAUGUGAUGCCUUUUAGGUGAUCGUUUUUGACCUCCA
Messenger RNA from Chelmon rostratus (copperband butterflyfish), 1283 nucleotides. It is a transcript of the gene batf, whose product is annotated as basic leucine zipper transcription factor, ATF-like. The transcript is spliced from 3 exons. The record is from RefSeq and is a predicted model, not a curated record. Gene Ontology annotation, molecular function: RNA polymerase II cis-regulatory region sequence-specific DNA binding; DNA-binding transcription factor activity, RNA polymerase II-specific. Gene Ontology annotation, cellular component: nucleus. Gene Ontology annotation, biological process: regulation of transcription by RNA polymerase II. Lineage: Eukaryota; Metazoa; Chordata; Actinopteri; Chaetodontiformes; Chaetodontidae. The coding region runs from base 205 to 579 and encodes 124 amino acids.